AUUCUGUUCUCUGCUGUAUAAGAUGACCUGGGUGGUAAUGGCCCGGUGCAAGAUCUCUAACAAGCAGCUUUUGCAGCUGCACGUCCAACACACAUCUGUCCAUCGCUUAUAACCACGGGUAAUGACCAGGCACAGAAUCAACCCUGGAGAUGCCGAAGAGAAGAGACAUUCUUGCCAUCGUGUUAAUCGUGUUACCUUGGACUCUGCUCAUCACUGUUUGGCACCAGAGCGCCAUCGCCCCCCUGCUCGCUAUCCGAAAGGAUGAUGGAGCUGGUGAAGGCAGACGUGACACAGGAAGCCAAACGAGCGACUCAAAGGAGUUCUGCUCCUCUGAUAAGGACAUAGUGGAGGUGGUGCGCACCGAGUACGUGUACACACGGCCGCCUCCAUGGUCUGAUGCCCUGCCUACCAUCCACGUUAUCACACCAACCUACAGCCGGCCAGUGCAGAAAGCUGAGCUAACUAGGUUGGCCAACACCUUCCUGCACGUCCCCAACCUGCACUGGAUCCUGGUGGAGGAUGCGCAGAGGAGGACCCCACUGGUCACGCGUCUGCUGAGGGAGACGGGCCUCAACUACACGCAUCUGAACGUAGAGACGCCUCGUAACUACAAGCUGCGAGGGGAUGCACGGGAUCCCAGGAUCCCACGGGGAACCAUGCAGAGGAAUCUGGCUCUCCGGUGGCUACGGGAGACCUUCAGCCCCAACAGCACUCAGUCAGGCAUAGUCUACUUCGCUGAUGAUGAUAACACCUACAGUCUGGAACUCUUUGAAGAGAUGCGCUCCACGCGUAAGGUGUCCGUUUGGCCCGUAGCUUUUGUCGGAGGUUUGCGCUACGAGUCCCCCAAGGUCAACGCCGCUGGCAAAGUGUACGGAUGGAAAACGGUGUUUGAUCCUCACCGGCCUUUUGCUAUUGAUAUGGCGGGAUUUGCCAUCAACUUGCGGCUCAUCCUGUUCAAACCACAAGCCUAUUUCAAACUGCGGGGGGUCAAGGGGGGCUACCAGGAGAGCAGCCUGCUCCGAGAACUCGUCACUCUCAAUGACCUGGAACCGAAAGCUGCUAAUUGCACUAAGAUUCUCGUGUGGCACACAAGGACAGAAAAACCUGUCCUGGUGAACGAAGGCAAGAAAGGCUUCACAGAUCCAAAUGUGGAAAUCUGACAUCCUCUACAACACUGGCACUUGGAUAAUUCAAGGCCCUACAGGAACAAAGAGGCAGCAUCUCAGAACCUAACCUUCAGACAUGAUUUCUUGUUCCUGCUAACUACAGUGAAAAUAACUGACUACCACAAUUGUAUCUUUUAAAGCACAGAUUGGUUCAACAAGGCAAUAUCUCUCGGUAUUUUGUAUGUAAAGCUGUUCGUGAUUGUAACAAAGACAGGAAGUGAAACAGCGGAACGUCGACGCAUCUGUUCUCAAGACACACACACACACACACACACACAAAAAGAAGAGAUGCGAGGUCCCUGACUCUUCCCAGCACAGGAGUGUAGUAACGAAAAAGACGCACUGGACUGGCGCAUACCUGCUGAACGAGGGAGGACGAAUCAUUUCAAUUUGGUUGAUCUUUAAAUAAAUAAACUCACAGACAGAACUCUUUUCAGAGAUUAACACCUACAUAGAAGAGUUUUUUUUUUAACUUAACACAAUGUCUUCUUUUCAUUUAAUGUCCUUUUGUCCAUUGUGUUCACUCACUUGCUAGUUCAGAAAAACUGACUUCUUGUUCUCUGCUUGACUAAAAUACAGGUUCUCAAAGUGUU
Molecule: messenger RNA, 1759 nt
Organism: Pangasianodon hypophthalmus (striped catfish)
Lineage: Eukaryota; Metazoa; Chordata; Actinopteri; Siluriformes; Pangasiidae
Gene: b3gat1a
Product: beta-1,3-glucuronyltransferase 1 (glucuronosyltransferase P) a
Exons: 6
Coding region: 150-1160 (336 amino acids)
Biological process (GO): chondroitin sulfate proteoglycan biosynthetic process; carbohydrate metabolic process
Cellular component (GO): Golgi membrane
Molecular function (GO): galactosylgalactosylxylosylprotein 3-beta-glucuronosyltransferase activity
Source: RefSeq, a predicted model, not a curated record